Sabethes cyaneus is the source of this 1515-nucleotide messenger RNA. It is a transcript of the gene phtm, whose product is annotated as cytochrome P450 306a1. Gene Ontology annotation, biological process: xenobiotic metabolic process. NCBI's taxonomy places the organism in Eukaryota, Metazoa, Arthropoda, Insecta, Diptera, Culicidae. Gene Ontology annotation, molecular function: oxidoreductase activity, acting on paired donors, with incorporation or reduction of molecular oxygen, reduced flavin or flavoprotein as one donor, and incorporation of one atom of oxygen; iron ion binding; heme binding. The transcript has 5 exons. The coding region runs from base 1 to 1515 and encodes 504 amino acids. The record is from RefSeq and is a predicted model, not a curated record. Gene Ontology annotation, cellular component: cytoplasm; intracellular membrane-bounded organelle.
AUGUUGCAGAUGUAUUUACUGUUCAUUUCUAUAUUGGUUAUCAUUUACAUCAUUUGGGAGUUAGUUGACCGUCAUGGAAAGCCUCCUGGUCCUCUUGGGUUACCAGUUGUUGGAUACCUUCCCUUUAUCGAUGCAAGAAAACCUUAUGAGACUCUGACAUAUUUGGUCAAGAAAUUUGGUCCAAUAGUCAGUCUUCGAAUGGGCUCCGUGUAUACGGUGAUAAUCGCUGAUCCUGCUCUACUUCGUGAUACACUGAAACGGGAAGAAUUCACUGGACGAGCUCCCCUCUACAUCACUCAUGGAAUAAUGGGCGGUUAUGGAAUCAUCUGCGCAGAAGGGGAUUUGUGGCGCGACCAGCGGCGUCUGUCUACUGAGUGGCUACGAAAGAUGGGCAUGACGAAAUUCGGUUCUUCGCGUUCAACACUCGAGGCUCGCAUCAUGGCUGGUGUGAAUGAACUGUUAGAGGAUUUGAAAAAAGAAUCAAAGGCAUUAUGUGCCUUUGAUCCUGCACCAUUUAUUCACCAUGUUCUGGGAAAUCUUAUGAAUGACCUAGUGUUUGGAUUGAAGUACGAGCGCGACGAUGAUAUCUGGCAGUAUCUACAAGAUCUUCAGGAAGAAGGUGUCAAACAUAUUGGUGUCUCGAUGGCGGUUAACUUCCUGCCAUUUUUGAGACAUCUGCCCUCCAGCAAAAGGAUAAUUGAAUUUCUUUUGAAAGGUAAAAAACGAACCCACGAAAUUUACGACUCGAUCAUCGAAGAACGCCGCAUGAUGCUUCAAAUGGCUAUAAAAAAGGAGGUCGAUGAACCAUUCAACGAAAACAUAUUAACGAAUUUUGUAAAGGAAACCAACCGUAGGGAAACAUCUAACAGCCCAGAGCUUGCUUUUUGUAGUGACUCUCAGCUAAGACAUCUUCUGGCCGAUCUCUUUGGAGCAGGAGUUGACACAACAUUCACUACAUUUCGUUGGUUGCUACUCUUCGUAGCUCUUAAUAAAGACGUACAGCGACGGCUACGACAAGAGCUUUGCGAUAAUCUUCAUUCUGCUCCUACUUUGGACGAUGUUCAUUCUUUGCCAUAUCUAAAAGCCUGUGUAGCUGAGGCCCAGCGAGUAAGGACAGUUGUGCCAUUAGGCAUUCCACAUGGAUCGAUUUCGAACUCAACCAUUGCUGGCUACAAUAUCCCGAAGAAUGCUAUGAUUAUGCCGUUUCUAUGGGCCGUACAUAUGAAUCCAGGGCUUUGGUCGAAUCCGGAACAAUUUAACCCAGAAAAUUUUCUUGAUGCUUCUGGUCACUAUAGUGCUCCUAGUUAUUUUAUGCCGUUUCAAACCGGAAAACGUAUGUGUUUGGGCGAUGAACUAGCUCGAAUGAUUCUAUAUCUCUACACGGCACGUAUUUUCUGGUCCUUCGAGUUGGAAGUACUUGGUGGAAGUUCACUUGACUUAACGGGAAUAUGCGGUAUCACAUUGACGGCACCGGAUUACAAAGUAGUUUUCAAGGAUAGUCCCCUCCAAAAAUAG